Ostrea edulis (European flat oyster) is the source of this 833-nucleotide messenger RNA. RefSeq lists its product as uncharacterized. The transcript has 2 exons. The record is from RefSeq and is a predicted model, not a curated record. Lineage: Eukaryota; Metazoa; Mollusca; Bivalvia; Ostreida; Ostreidae. The coding region runs from base 151 to 690 and encodes 179 amino acids.
CCAUUCAAUUUAAACUUUUCGCCGAAAUGAAAAAAAUAACUUUAAAUAAUGGGUUCUUGGAAAUUACAUAACACUUGGUGAUAAAAGAAUCUUAACAUGCAUGGUAUACUUCUCAUUUUAACCAGCUAGUCUAACUGUAGAGGCACUAUCAUGGAUGGACAGGGAAACCUUGCGGAAAAAUGUGCAACAUUUAUCUUCACCAAACUUGAGAAAGUUGGCGAAAAUACAAAAUUUGUCAAAUUUGACAGAAAAGGCAAAGCAGAUCCUACAGUACCGAACGAUAAGCGAGGGAUUUACUUGUUUUUUGCCGAUCUGAAUGGACAACGUUACCCUGUCUACCUAGGGAAGACGGAUACAUCAUUUAGAACACGAUUUUCUCAACAUGACGUCAUAAAUCAAUAUAUGCAUGGUGACAUCGACGAGCUGUUUCAUGACGUAAAAAAAGAUGGAGAAGUCUGCCUUGGCGCUAUGCUGAUAUAUCUACCGUUACCUAUGGUCAUCAAGCUUGCAGAAAGUCUGUUCCUCUGCGCAUUCAACUUUGCGCUGAAUGGAAUGGAAAAUGUAGCACCGAGGACUAGAAUUACUGACUUAGAUCAAACGCCCGAUAACAUCAUCUUUAAAUACUUUUCGCCUGCAUUGGAUGCAAUGGAAAAGGAAAGCAAAGACAUAGUGAAGAGACUGAGAUCAUAAAUGUGGAGGACCAGUUUAAAAUCCUGCUACAUUCCAUCAGAUUGCUCUAGCUAAUUUAAAACAAACUUCUCAGAUGAUUCCCUCUCAAAUUCUGUUAAACUAUUCUUGUUGAUCAUUUUUGUACAAUAAACUACAUACUUUUA